This is a messenger RNA of Aaosphaeria arxii CBS 175.79, 627 nucleotides long. RefSeq lists its product as uncharacterized. The transcript has a single exon. The coding region runs from base 1 to 627 and encodes 208 amino acids. NCBI's taxonomy places the organism in Eukaryota, Fungi, Ascomycota, Dothideomycetes, Pleosporales. The record is from RefSeq and is a predicted model, not a curated record.
AUGCGCCAGCGGAACGAAGAAUUGCUAGGAGUAGAGAAGGCGUCAGGUCUUGGCACUUCUGCACGUGAAGCUAGGGAUAUAGAUCGCGAAAUACUGGAGGCAGAGCAAUACGCGUGGAUUAAGUUCUUCUAUGGCGACCCGCAAUGCAACUUCCUUCUCUCUCUGGUCAAGUUCAAUGUUCUUCGAGGACUCCUGAUGAAUAUGAAGAGUCUCAAUCUGUCAUCGUCAUGGCUGUUCGACGAAAAUGCCGUCUCUGCCAUCUAUACAGGACACUUUAACGGCAACGUGCCAGACAGCCUCCGUCCUACCCAUCUCCAGCGGACAGUGGAACACCAUCCAUGGCUAGACCUCUUCCCUUUCCCUGCCAUGCGUGAUAAUAUGCUCAUGGCCUACAACAAUUUCGACGAAAACCGCCUCUCGGGAGUGUUGGUAGGAGUUUGCAACAGCCCUAGAACAAGACAAGGUCUGAUCAUCUGGCGCGAGGCAUGGGAUCCCUAUGGGUGGGAGGCUACCCAAGAGUUCCACGACAAUUAUGGCUGGCUUCUAAAAGGUUGCCCGGAAUUGAUUCAAAGCUCAAAUUCGUGGCGGGCCCAAAGAGGCGAGGGCCCACUGCGAUUGGAUCCAUAG